CGAUGUAGAAAUGAAAAACGAUGUGGAGGGGGAGCUUUAGUUUAGUCGAGCGCUGUAGUGGUAUUUGAUAACUGCGACGGCUCCCAGCAACAGGUGUGUUCUGUCUAGACAUACAGAACGACAGCAAACCCAAGUCUUCCCAAAUCAACUUUCCACCCUACUCCUCCUCGUCCGUCUUUCCUUCCCUCGCCCCACCUCUCCAUCACCAUGUCCAGCGGAGCCCUGGGGCGUCUCAGCACCUUGACUCUGAGUGUGAAGCAGCUCAGCCGGCUGCCUCACCUCUCCGACAUCCUCCCCUCUUCACUCCCCUCCCUCCCGUCCCCCAGCCCCACCGUCCUUGUCUCCUGCGUCCCCACUCUGUUCCAGGAGCCUUACAUCCUCUCCGGUUACCGCCCGGUGGGGCAAGACUGGCGCUGCUACCUCCUCAGCCUCUUCCAGAGACACAAUGAAUCCCUCAACGUCUGGACACACCUUCUGGCAGGUCCCCUGGUGCUACUACGUGUCUGGGCCUAUGGAUUGUCCCUAYACUCAGCGUCCCUGCCUCUCUGCCUGUACAUACUGUCUGCCCUCACCUACUUGUGUUGUAGCGUAGCAGCCCACCUGCUCCAGUCCCACUCCGAGCUGGCCCACUAUUCCCUGUUCUUCCUGGACUAUGUGGGUGUGUCUGUGUAUCAGUAUGGCUGUUCCCUGGCUCACUAUUUCUACUGCUCUGAGCCUGCCUGGAGGGAGAGCACCGUAGGGUUCUGGUUCCUCCCUGGCGCUGCCCUACUUGGCUGGCUGUCCUGUGCCAGCUGCUGCUUUGCCAAGUCACGCUACCGCCGGCCCUACCCGCUCCGGAGGAAGAUCUGCCAGCUGAUCCCGACCAGCAUGGCCUACUUCCUGGACAUCAGCCCUGUAGCCCACCGCCUGGCCACCGUACCCUGGGGACAGGACCCCGCUCUACCGCUCCACGCCCUGCAGAUGGCCUUCUUCCUGCUUGCAGCCCUCUUCUUCUCCUGCCCUGUUCCUGAGAGGUUCUUCCCGGGGCGUUGUGACAUCAUGGGUCAGGGUCACCAGAUCUUCCACCUCUUCCUGUCUCUGUGUACUCUGUGUCAGCUGGAGGCCCUUUUCCUGGACUAUGGCAGUCGGAGGGAUACAGUGCUGCAGUUGUAUGGGGAGAGGCAGCUGUGGUACGCCGGUGUAUCCUUCCUCGCCCUAGCACUAUUUAGUGCCCUGACCGCGGUUGUCAUGAGGAGGCAUGUACAGAGACGACUGGAGAAAGGUGAAACUGUGAAACAGUGAGGAAUGGCAGGGAGAGGAAGAAUGAGAGACAUUUUCAGUGUUUUGAGAAUGAUCAUGUCCUGUAAAUGUAUAGAGAGACAGUAUUUAUCUAA
Messenger RNA from Salvelinus sp. IW2-2015, 1373 nucleotides. RefSeq names its product progestin and adipoQ receptor family member VIII (gene paqr8). Gene Ontology annotation, molecular function: steroid binding; nuclear steroid receptor activity. Gene Ontology annotation, biological process: response to steroid hormone. Gene Ontology annotation, cellular component: plasma membrane. The record is from RefSeq and is a predicted model, not a curated record. Lineage: Eukaryota; Metazoa; Chordata; Actinopteri; Salmoniformes; Salmonidae.